Acanthamoeba castellanii str. Neff is the source of this 116-nucleotide messenger RNA. RefSeq lists its product as uncharacterized. The annotation marks the transcript as partial. The record is from RefSeq and is a predicted model, not a curated record. The transcript has a single exon. Lineage: Eukaryota; Discosea; Longamoebia; Acanthamoebidae.
AUGUCGCAUAUGGGCGAGGACGAGGUCGCGGUCACACAGGGAAGCGCAGAUGGUGUACAUGGAGCUGGCACCUUGGUGGAGGACGUGCACACGGCCAAUGGUCCCUACACAGAGGU